AUGGACAGUUCGGAGUAUGAUGGCAAAAUGAAAGCGCUGCUGGCAGACAGGAAGAUAUAUAAGCCAGUUAAAUAUAAUCCAACUGCCAGGGUCACUCGUCGUCUACGAAACCUCAUCAAAGACCACGAGGAUCUUUUUGAAGAGGAUGAAUAUAAUCGGCUAUACAGACCGAAAUCAGUCCAACCGCCCAAGCUAUAUGGAUUACCAAAGGUACAUAAAUCCAAUGUGCCAUUGCGACCAAUUGUUAGUCAGAUCAGUUCGCCAUCCUAUGAUCUCGCAAAACAUGUAACAAGCGUACUCCAGGGGCUAGUUGGAAAGACCUCGUCCUAUGUAAAAGAUUCUCGCCAUUUCAUUGAUAUUGUCAAGGGUAUAAGACUGGAACCAGAUGAGAUUAUGGUGAGUUUUGAUGUGGAAUCUUUGUUCACCAACGUUCCACUAAUAGAAUGCCUGGACAUCAUCAAAAAGAAACUACAGGAAUGUAACAUAUCGGAAAAGUAUAUCACUUUACUGGAGCACUGCUUGGAGGGAAACUAUUUCAUAUAUCAAGGACAGUAUUUUCUCCAAGUAGAUGGAGUGGCAAUGGGUAGUCCAGUUGCCCCAGUAAUCGCUAACAUCUGGAUGGAGCAUUUUGAGGAGUUAGCACUGGAGUCGGGGCCUAAUGUUAUAAGAAUGUGGAAGAGGUACGUGGACGAUAUCUUCUGCAUUUUAAAGGGGAAUAACGACACCGUCAAGAGUUAUAACGAACACUUAAACUCCAUCCACGCAAGGCUGAAAUUCACAUAUGAAAUAGAAUGUGACAGGUCCUUACCUUUUCUGGAUGUCAAACUGAUGGUGAGAUCGGACGGCACCUUGGCACACUCUGUAUACAGAAAACCUACGCAUACCGACAGAUACUUACAGGCAUCCUCUCAUCAUCACCCAAGGCACCUACAGUCUGUGAUCGCGUCCUUGGUGAACAGGGCACAUGACUUAUGUGACCCUGAGCACCUGGACGGUGAACUGGCCCAUGUCCAAGCUGUACUGGAGAGGAAUGGAUACCGUGGGAGGAUGAAACGCAAGCCGAAGAGAACGGAGAGACAUCCAGAGGUCAACAGACAACCAGCGUUUCUACCAUAUGUGAAAGGAAUAACGGACAAAAUUGGAGCAGUACUUAAGAAAUUCUCCAUCAAGACUGCACUUCGCUUGUUAGCGGAGAAUGUGAUAGAAGUCACAGAAUGUCACGGGAGGUAG
Cydia fagiglandana is the source of this 1230-nucleotide messenger RNA. RefSeq lists its product as uncharacterized. The transcript is spliced from 2 exons. NCBI's taxonomy places the organism in Eukaryota, Metazoa, Arthropoda, Insecta, Lepidoptera, Tortricidae. Bases 1 to 1230 code for a protein of 409 amino acids. The record is from RefSeq and is a predicted model, not a curated record.